Molecule: messenger RNA, 3461 nt
Organism: Eleginops maclovinus (Patagonian blennie)
Lineage: Eukaryota; Metazoa; Chordata; Actinopteri; Perciformes; Eleginopidae
Gene: ptpdc1a
Product: protein tyrosine phosphatase domain containing 1a
Exons: 10
Coding region: 188-2254 (688 amino acids)
Biological process (GO): cilium assembly; protein dephosphorylation
Cellular component (GO): cytoplasm
Molecular function (GO): protein tyrosine/serine/threonine phosphatase activity; protein tyrosine phosphatase activity
Source: RefSeq, a predicted model, not a curated record
CACUGGACCGUGACAACAUGUCAGGUUGCUGAGUGAGCUAGUAAGCUAGCUGCACUUAGCGGACCCGAAGAUGUGGCUAGAGGAAAACCCCGCUUUGCUAGGUGCCAGCGAUCGAACAAGCAUGGACUCAGAGAGAUGAAUCGACUUUAUCCGGUAUUGGAAAGAAAGAACUGGACUCGCCUAUGCCAUGGCAGCUGGUGUCAGCAUACUGAGUGACCUGUCUUACUCCAGUAGAGGAGCCUGCGGCGAAGAGAUCAGCUCAGAGAUGGAGACGGCCAAUGCUCGGAUCCCUACAGCCAAGUACACCAAGAUGGGGGAAACCCUGAGGCAUGUCAUCCCUGGUCACAUGCAGUGCUCCAUGGCCUGUGGAGGAAAAGCCUGUAAAUAUGAGAACCCCUCUCGCUGGAGUGAUGAGGAGCAAGUCAUCAAGGGACUUUACUCGUCCUGGAUUACUGACAACUUGCUAGCUAUGGCAAGGCCUUCCACAGAAAUCAUAGAGAAAUAUAAUAUAAUUGAACAGUUUCAAAGGUGUGGAUUGAAGACCGUCAUCAACCUGCAGCGGCCCGGAGAACAUGCCAGCUGUGGAAACCCACUGGAGCAGGAGAGUGCUUUCACUUAUCGACCCGACACUUUCAUGAAGGCAGGCAUUUAUUACUACAACUUUGGCUGGAAGGAUUAUGGUGUGGCCUCUCUGACUACAAUCCUUGACAUGGUAAAAGUCAUGUCAUUUGCAGUCCAAGAGGGGAAAAUGGCUGUCCACUGCCAUGCAGGUCUUGGAAGAACAGGUGUGUUAUUAGCUUGUUACUUGGUUUUUACGUCACGGAUGAGCGCUGACCAGGCCAUACUGUUUGUGCGGGCCAAGAGACCUAACUCCAUUCAGACAAGAGGCCAGCUGUUGUGCGUCAGGGAGUUUGCCCAGUUCCUUGUUCCUCUCCGAAGCAUCUUCUCCUGCGCAGAACCCAAAGCCAGCGCUAUCACCUUGUCCCAGUACCUUAUACGGCAGCGUCAGCUGCUGCACGGCUACGAGGCUCGGCAGAUGAAGAAUGUGCCAAAGAUCAUCCAGCUGGUGUGUAGGCUCCUGGUGGACAUCGCAGCCAACAGACAGGUGGUGAUGGAGGCACAGAUCCCUGACCUUACAGCUGAGGUGGAGAAGACCGUGUCCCAGCAGGCCCUUCAGCAGCUCGGCAAAGAGAUGAGAGGGAAAGGGAUUCCUGUUCACCCCUGUUCCUCUCUUCCACUCAGCCCACCUGCUCUGCAUUCCAGACCUCCGCCUGAUAAUCCUCUGACCAGGGAUAAUGAGCUGCUCCAUUUGUGGAGGCAGCAGAGGGUAGAGAGCCCUUUGCAGGCAUCCCUGUCAAACUACAGGAGCCUCAGUUACAGCGAUUCGGUUCUUGACAAACUUGUACAACAUCAGCAGCAUUUAGGAACUGUUAAGAGCAACAAACCAAUCAACUGCCCGAUCAAACAUUCCUUGUCUCACAGCAACCUUACAGUCGGUGUCCCUCCAAGAUGUUAUGGCUUUUCUCCUCAGGACAUUAUCAGCAGCAUUCAGCGCUCCAAUAUGGAGGCAAAGCAAUACACUGGGUCUUCUUUGUUCAAAAAGCAACUGCAUAAGGGGCACCAGAGUUUGUCUCUAGAUCUGUCCAAGCAGGGAAGAAAAUCUCAGUGUACCGCCACACUGCCGGCAUUGUCAAACAGCAGUGAGGUGGAUGUGUCAGCAGGUGGAGCAGACAUCAGUCUCCAGUCUGAUCUCUCCCCAGAGGGCAGAUGCCUGCUGGUGGCCCAAGCUCUGGCCAUGGACCCAACAGACAAGGAUUUCACCUCCGAGGUCUCAGUAUGGCAGACGGAGCUGAACUCCAGAGAGGGAGCCUGGGAGAGGCUGUGUAUGGAGAGAGAUCCCUUUGUCCUCUCCGCUCUCAUGUGGUCGUGGCUGGAGCAGCUAAAGGAUCCAGUCAUCAGCCGUGAGGAUGUGAAAGCCCUGAGGAAGAACCAUGAGAACCCACAGAACGCCCUGGACUCACUGGAAAAGGGCCCCUGCCUCACCCUGCUGUGUGUCCUUCACUGUGCUGCUCAUCUCUUGCCUCUGCCUGAACCAACAGAGACUCGUCUUCUCAACCAAACCAUUAAAGUGUUUACUAAGAUUGACCCUGCCUCAGAGAAGGACAUGUUUUUAUACACAAAACUUAAAGGAAUCCUGAGUCCCAUUCUUCACGAGCUGUGUGACAAAGCUGCAGAGGAGAUUGAACACUCCUAAUCCAGCCUCAGCACCAUCACCUUUGUAUUUAAACACAGCUCUGCCAAUAUGUAGUCUUUCAAGGUAUUUGAAGACUAUAUGAUUUAAAGGUUUAGCAUUUCAUUGAUUUUGGAUACUCUCAUUCUCUAUGUUAAUGUGCCACUGUGCUUGGUUUUAAACUGUUUGUCUACUUUAAUAUCUGAAAGGCUAGAUGUUUCUUUGAUUGAGCAAGUGUUAGUUUGUAGGAAAAAGAGUGAGAAACAUUCUUAUGCUGUUAGUGUAAUGUUAUUUAUGUGUUCAACUCAGCUGUUUUAAUUCCUAUUUAAACCACAAUAUGUUUUAGACGCUUAAAUGCUACAAUGUGUCUUGCUCAUUAUAUAUUAUUAUAAGAUUAUUAAUUUGAAAUGUAAGUUUAACAAAUAUAACCUGAUGUUCAUGUAGAACGUAAACUGUGCCUGCUGUUAGGUUAAUGCAACUUCUUGUUCUACAGUGACUGCCUUUCAAUCAAAUGGUACAUCCUAAAACUGUGUGCACCCACAGCUGUAGCUACCGGUUCUGUUGUUGUCCAGCAUCAAUCUGCCUCCACAGUUGGUCUCUGCUUCAGCUUCAGCUCUCUAAUUCAGUUUUUUAUUUCAGCUCUCUGCUCCAGCUCUCUGCUUCAGCUCUCAGCUCUCUAAUAAAGCUUCACCUCUAAUGAAGCUUCAGCUCGCGAAUGAAUCUUCAGCUCUCUGCUUCAGCUCUCUAACGAAGCUUCAGCUCUCUUUCAGCUAUCUGCUACAGCUUCAGCUUGCUAAUGAAGCUUAAGCUGUCUAAUGAAGCUUCAGCUCUCUGCUCCAGCUUUCUACUUCAGCUCUCUGCUCUACUUCAGCUUCAGCUUCUGCUCUCUGCUUCAGCUCCAGCUCGCUAAUGAAGCUUCUGCUCUCUAAUGAAGCUUCAGCUCUCUAAUGAAGCUCUCUAUAAUGAAGCGUCAGCUCUCUGCUUCAGCUUCAGCUCUCUAAUGAAGCUUUAGCUUUCUGCUUCUGCUUCAGCUCUCUAAUGAAGCUUCGGCUCUCUGGCUCAUGCUGCUGUAAGGAGCUGUUAAAACCAGUCACCUUGAAUGGCAACAGAAUAAUAAAGAUCAUUUUAAUAAUAAUAUAGGACAUGAGACGUUUUACUGUGUGGAAUUUUCGACUGACAAUAUUUUUUUAUUGUUCCAACUUGUUACAGAAUUAAACAGAACUUACUGCAA